UUUGGGUUGCAUCAACAAGCCGAGUUUGCCAAUGUGAAGGCGAGCCAUGGGGCGUGCCAGAUACACUGCAGUCACCAGCAAGCCCAGCGAGGAGCGGACGAAGGCGAAGCUGAGCAACCUGCCGCUGGCAAAGCUGCGGGCACGGCUGGAGGCCUUGGCGGAACAAGGCGACAGCGUGCAGCGCAGCGUGGCCUUCCUGGUUUGGUCCACCGAGUGCUGCCCGGUGCAGUUUGCCCACCGAGAGGUCUUGGAGCGAGCGCGGCAGGUCCUGGAGCUGAGAGGCCUGCAGCUGGGCUUCGCCUUCCUGGCGCCCUCCAAGUCCGAGGCUUGCUUGUCACUGGACCUCCGUGCCGAGCUCUGCAGAAAGGCCUUUGAGGAGGUGCCCUGGAUCGAGACCUGCUCCUGGGGCUGGACGGGCGCCCGCAGCUGCGGCCGCAUCUUGCAGCAGCUGCAGCGGUCGCUGGCCUGGUCCGCAGGGGUUCGCUGGGACUUUCGGCCCUUCGUGCUGGCUACGGAGGUGCCAGCUGAGUCUGUGGUGCCGCUAGUCUGCCUCUCUCCGCUCUUCCGCGGGCUGCCUAUGGGCCAUCCGUGUCCAACAACCGCGUGGCGGGCCAGGCUCUACCAGGACCAAGGCGUGCUGGGCCAUUGCCGCAGCCUGCCGGAAAAUCUGGUGGAUGCCGAGUGUCCUGACUGGCCGAGCCUACAACCCCACGUGCCGGAGGCAGUGCUGGAGCAUCUCCGCCGUGCGCUGGCAGACGGCAGCCUUUCUAGCGAGGCAGGCGAGGCAAGCCCGGCGAGCGCGGCGAGCGCAAAGGCGAGCCCAGGAGAAGCAAAAGCUGCGGCGCCUGAAGCUCUCGGCUCGACUGUCUCCGCAUUGGAUCUGGCUGAUUUUCGAGUG
This is a messenger RNA of Effrenium voratum, 898 nucleotides long. The record is from the annotation of a GenBank genome assembly. Lineage: Eukaryota; Dinophyceae; Suessiales; Symbiodiniaceae.